CGGAGCAUGUGAAGAACUUUUCCUCAGAGUUACAGCCAGUGCAUCUGCUCAAAGAGCUUGUUGGAAGAAAGUUUGAGGAUUCAUCAACUCACUAAAAAGGCCAGGUGCCCUGUGGGUGCAACCCUGCCGUGGACCAUGGGCGACCCUCUGUUGGACGACCCUCAAUCCUGCGCCGUGAGGAUUGUCCUCGUAGGGAAAACAGCAAGUGGUAAAAGCGCCACCGCCAACACCAUUCUCGGGGAAGACAAAUUUGUUUCAAAAAUGUCUGGCGCCUCUGUAACCCCAAAAUGCCAGAAAGCGUUCCGGGAGUGGAAGGGGAGGAACAUCCUCGUCGUGGACACCCCGGGGUUCUUUCACACCACGGAGAAGAUGGACACCAUCUGCAGGGAGAUCAGCAAGUGCGUCCUCUUCUCCUCCCCGGGCCCUCACGCCUUCAUCCUCGUGCUGCAGCUCGGCCGCUACACUGAGGAAGAGCAGCAAGUCUUUGCCAUGGUCAAGGCUCUCUUUGGGGAGUCGGUCACCAGGCACAUGAUCAUCCUGUUCACUCGCAAAGAAGACUUGGGGGACACAAGCCUACCUGACUUCAUAGCACAGAACAGCGUGAGCCUAAGAAGCAUGAUCAAAGAGUGUGGCAGCCGCUGCUGUGCCUUCAGCAACAGAGCAGCGAAGGCUGAGAAGGAAGCUCAGGUGCAGGAGCUGAUGCAGCUUGUAGAGAAAAUGAUCCUUAGCCAAGGUCACUUCACUGAUAACAUAUAUGACAAGAUAGAGGAAAGGCUGAACAAGGCUGAGGCCUUGAUCAAAAUUUUUGAUAGUCAGUUGGAAAGGGAAAUUUCUCUAGUAGAAGAAGACUAUGUCAAUAAGUCACAGGAAGAAAAAGAGCAAAAAAUACAUUUGCUAAAAGAGCGACAUGCUGCCCGAAUAAGAAAUGUAAGAGAAGAAGCUGAAAAGCCGAAGGUGACAAGGCUUUUCAAAUCCUUUUUUUAA
Messenger RNA from Sorex araneus (European shrew), 984 nucleotides. Its product is annotated as GTPase IMAP family member 7-like. The transcript is spliced from 2 exons. The record is from RefSeq and is a predicted model, not a curated record. Gene Ontology annotation, molecular function: GTP binding. The coding region runs from base 136 to 984 and encodes 282 amino acids. Lineage: Eukaryota; Metazoa; Chordata; Mammalia; Eulipotyphla; Soricidae.